This is a messenger RNA of Myzus persicae (green peach aphid), 5342 nucleotides long. RefSeq lists its product as uncharacterized. Bases 160 to 5331 code for a protein of 1723 amino acids. Gene Ontology annotation, molecular function: aspartic-type endopeptidase activity; nucleic acid binding. NCBI's taxonomy places the organism in Eukaryota, Metazoa, Arthropoda, Insecta, Hemiptera, Aphididae. Gene Ontology annotation, biological process: DNA integration; proteolysis. The transcript has a single exon. The record is from RefSeq and is a predicted model, not a curated record.
AGACCCGUGAACAUCCGGGUGGAUGGUAUAUCAGCGCUAGCGAAUUCUGAUACCAUCGCUCAACAUUUUUGGUAGCAGAGCGUGGUUGUUUUUAUUGUAUUAAUUUUUUGGUUCACACUCUAUAGGUUAAUUUUUGUUUUCUAUUGCUUAUAAUAUAUCAUGGCGCCCGACACCCUUAGUGAUAGUGAACGGUCGGAGCGGUUACUUAAACGGUGUAUCAUGCGUCGGGAUGGUGCUAUCCAAGAUAUGAAUGAUUUACAUAAGCUAGCGGUAAAGGCAAAGGGUGAUAUAUCGUGUAAAGCGUUAUUUUUUGCUCGCAAGGCUGACAUUGAACAAUUUAUGGCAGAUAUUACGGUAGAACAAGACACAAUUAUGGACGCGUUGUUGGACGCGGGUCGGGACAGCGAAUAUGUAAAUAUACACGCUCCAUUGAUUCGGGAGGUUAAAAAUCAAUAUUAUUUCAUUCAUGCCACAGCACAAGAACUGACCGUUGAACCUCAACCUGUACAAAAUGUUCGUACCAACCUCCAUUUGCCAAAAAUAAAGUUACCGUCAUUUAGUGGGGAUAUUCUACAGUGGCCAACCUUCCGUGACAAGUUCGUUGCGUUAGUCGAUUCAGAUCCCGACUUAUCCCCAAUCGAAAAGUUCCACUUAUUAGCAGGUUGUGUUACUGACCGGGCUGCCACCGUGGUUAACUCGUUGAAAAUGACAGAUAUGAAUUAUCCAAUUGUGUGGCGAAAGUUGAUUGAUCAGUUCGACAAUCCUCGUCUAUCUGCCUCGACAUUAGUAGACGGACUUUUGAGCUUCCGCCGAAUGGAAUUUGAAACCGUUCCAGGUUUAUCAGCGUUCUUACAUGUUUUUGACGAAAGCCUGCAAUCGUUAAAAAUGUUCGACAUCGAAGAUGUGUCUAGUUUUAUUAUGUUUGUAUUAGCAAAUAAAAACCUUCCACGUGGUACGCGGGAAUUAUUUGAAAAGGAGAACUCCAACACUUUUCCUGGUAUUGAAGAUUUGGUAAAAUUCGUUCGAUGUCGUAUAAAAAUCUUGGAAAAUAUUGAUGGUGCGGCAGGUAAGCACAUGCCUAAAGACAAAUCAAACGGUAGGUUCAGUGGCAAGCCCACUGGUAAGUUGAUGAUGGUAUCAGCACAGGGCGAUGCAAACCCCAAAUGUCCUAUUUGUAAAGCACCUCAUGAUAUACAAGUAUGCACAGAGUUCUUAUCUAUGCAAGCUCCGAAGCGGUUUAAGAUGAUAACUAGUUUCCGUCGGUGUUUCCGAUGUUUGAGUGCUACUCAUGUAUCAUCAGCCUGUACCAGUGACGUUUUUUGUGUUACAUGUAAGGGGUCACAUCACAGUUUACUACAUUUCCAAAAAUCUAGGGUCAGACCACCAUCAGUCAAUGGUGGGAGUUCAGCCUCGGCACCAAGUGGCAUGAAUCGUGGGGCAUCACCUAGCCCUGUAUCGACCAGUGCCGUAUCUCAUGUUGGGAAAAUGGGACCAUCCACGGUAGUUUUGGGAACAGCCCUGGCUCAUACCCGUGAUCGGUUCGGUCAAACCGUGGAUGUACGGGUUUUAGUUGAUUCAGGGUCGCAAAUUAGUGCUAUAACCGAAUCAUGCGCCCACCACCUCGGAUUAACUAUUACAAAAUGGACGGUCCCAGUGUCAGGAUUAGCCGGUGUUACGCUACCCACAGUGAAGGGUUUAACUUCGUGUACCAUUACACCUAGGUUCGAAAGUAAUACCGAACUCGAGGUCAACACAUGGGUGUUACCAACCAUAACUGUAAAUUUACCGACGUCACCACUUCCAGCAUCCAUCAAAAGUUCAUAUGCUCAUUUAGCGCUGGCCGACCCCAAGUUUGACAUUCCAGCGACAAUUGACUUGUUGUUAGGCGCGGAUUUAUAUAAUCAUGUGUUCGACGGAAAGCAGUAUUCUGAAGAAGGUAAUCCCACGGCGUAUAGUUCUAUAUUUGGAUGGAUUCUUAUUGGUCCGGUGUAUCCUGCCGCAGCUUCCUAUCAUCAAGCUGUUGUUGUUUCGUUGGCGACCUCAUUAGAGGAUAUGGUUCGGAAAUUCUGGGAAGUUGAUGAACCAACGACCGCGCCAAGUGAAACUACUGAAGACGGAUUUUGUGAAAAGUUAUUCUUCGAACACACUAUGAUAGAUCGAUCCGGUCGGUAUAUAGUUCCGUUGCCGUUUCGAGACGCUAAUCCGCAAGAAAUGUUGAAAGGGACUAGGAACAUAGCCCAAAAGCGAUUCUUAAAUUUAGAACGAAGAUUAAUUUUAAAUCCUACCUUGUAUGAGGCGUAUCGUGACUUUAUGGCUGAGUAUGUCAGGUUAGGGCAUAUGCAAGUGGCUAACACUCCUGGCGAUUACAUCAUUCCACAUCAUGCCGUCACCAAGGACGAAAAUGGGAAAUUGAAGAUCCGUGUAGUAUUCGACGAGUCUUCCCGAUCCUCAGGUGGACACUCAUUGAAUGAUGUACUUUUGACGGGUCCGAAACUCCAGAAUGACAUCACAGAUAUUUUGUUAAGGUUUCGUUUUCCGCGAUUUGUUUUCGUGGCCGAUAUUUGCAAAAUGUAUCGGCAAAUACUCAUUCGACCAGAACACCGAUCGUUUCAGCAUAUUCUGUGGCGACCGUCCCCUGCUGAUGAACUGAUUGAAUAUGAACUCAACACCGUAACGUAUGGGACCGGACCUGCUCCAUACUUAGCCAUCAAAGUGUUACAUCGGGUGGCCGAGUCGUGUCGUGCCAAACAUCCAAAGGUACAUGAAGCGUUGUUCCAUAAUACUUAUGUAGAUGAUGUGUGUGCGGGUGAUGAUGUUCUCGAUGGUGUGUUAGACUUACAAAGAGAUCUAAUGGCAGUGCUGGCCAAACAUGGGUUCGAGCUGAAGAAGUGGACUAGCAAUUGUGACGAAGUAUUAGCCCGGAUAGAUCCAUCCUCACGCUCGGAAACUACCAUACCGUUUGAAAAUUCUGAGGACGCAUAUGUACGAGUCCUUGGAUCACAUUGGGAUCCCGCUCAUGACGUGAUUGGUUAUCAUGUGUCAUCAGAACUAGGCGUAUAUACCAAACGAGGAGUGUUGUCCGUAAUUGCCAGGUUGUAUGACCAGAUUGGUAUGCUGGCACCAGUCACCUUUUGGGCCAAAGAUCUUUUGCAGCGAUUAUGGAAAUUAGGACUUCAUUGGGAUAGUGAAUUACCACCUGAUCUACUAAAUCAGUGGCGGACGUACUUGGAAGAUCUUCCUGCCGUGUCUCAAUCCACGUUGCCUAGACAUAUUGACAUUGUCUCGGCUACCGAAAUACAUUUGUGUGGAUUCUGUGACGCUUCGAAUAAAGGCUAUGCGGCGGUGGUCUACAUACGGGUAUAUACCCGUAGUACCAUUAACAUAUAUCUCUUAGGAGCAAAGUCGAAGGUAGCCCCGGUCAAGAUCAUGACUACGCCCCGCUUAGAGUUAUGCGGUGCACUGUUAUUGGCCAAGUGGAUGGAUCGCUUGAAAACCGCAUUGGAACCCCAGGUAAAUAUUGACAAGAUGUAUUCCUGGACCGACUCAUCAAUCGUCUUAUCUUGGUUGGUAUCACCUCAAAUUAAUUAUAAAAUAUUUGUGACCAAUCGAAUCGCUAAAAUCAGGCAAUUACUUCCCGAUUGUCAAUGGAAUCAUGUACCAUCCGAAGACAAUCCAGCGGACUGUGUUUCUAGGGGGCUAUUAGCGUCACAAUUAGCGAAAUAUACGCUUUAUUGGAACGGGCCUAAGCUGUUAAGGGAUCUGGAACCAACAGAUGGUCAGUUUAUUCCCAUACCUCCAGAUGAAUUGCCUGAGUUAAAGUCACACGGUCCCUUGGUCUCGCUAGUCAAUACAACAAGCGACUUCGCGGGAAUUAUCUCCCGAUACUCGUCCCUAUCGUGUGCGCAACGGGUGUUUGCAUUGGUAUGGCGUUUUAUUGCUAAAACGAAGAAAUGCCAGCCAGGCAACGGACUUAUUCAUCGGUCAGAGUUGCAGAAAGCCCUAGACACGCUAGUGUACAUGACCCAACGACAAUACUUUGGGACAUGGAUGGAAAAAUUACAUGAUAGCCCCCCGAGUAACAUUCCUAAUUCCUUCCGAAAAUUGAAGCCAUACCUUGAUGAGUGUGGGAUCAUUCGAGUUGGAGGUCGACUACGAAAUUCAAAUUUGAGUGAACAUGCCAAAUUUCCUAUGUUGGUGCCCAAAGGGUCACAUAUAGCGUCUCUGAUUUUACAACAUUAUCAUCGUUGUUAUUUACAUGCAGGACCACGUGCGCUGGGCUCCGUAGUUUCUCAAGUAUUCUGGAUUACUUCAGCUCGAAACGAAAUUCGUAAAGUUAUUCACCGAUGCAUCACAUGCACCAAAUGGGCUGCUGUUCAUCCACAACCUAUCAUGGCGGAUCUCCCCACUUCAAGGAUUACACCAAGUCGCCCAUUUUGCCACGUCGGCAUAGAUUAUGGAGGUCCGUUUAUAGUCCGGGAAAGCCGCCGACGAAAGGCAAGAGAAUACAAGGCGUACAUGGCGUUAUUUGUGUGUUUUGCUACGAAGGCUGUCCAUAUUGAGACUGUAACAGAAUUAUCGACCGAAGCAUUUUUAGCGGCAUUUGAUCGCUUCAUUGCUCGGAGAGGAUCGCCUACCGAUGUUUAUACCGACUGCGGUACUAACUUCGUAGGAGCAGAACGGCAAUUACAAACAUUAUUAGGACUAGAAAAAGAACAGUCCAUCAUAAUCAAUGACACCACUUGCAAUUGGCAUUUUAAUCCACCGGCAGCACCUCAUUUCGGAGGGCUAUGGGAAGCUGGGAUUAAGUCAGCCAAAUUCCACUUGAAACGAGCAAUCGGUACUCAAGUACUCACAUUUGAGGAACUAACAACCUUGCUGACUAGAGUUGAAGGUAUCUUAAAUUCUCGUCCAUUGACACCGUUGUCCUCAGACCCGAGUGAAAUUGAUUGUCUCACCCCUGGACAUAUUUUAAUCGGACAACCACUCAUGGCAUUACCAGAGUUAGACCUCACGUUAACCAAACAAAAUUGUCUCACUCGUUGGCAACUCUUGCGCCAAUGUAACCAGCAGUUUUGGCAUCGAUGGUCACACGAGUACCUGUCUACCCUACAAGUUAGAUCCAAGUGGACUUCGCCUGGAAGCACUUUGGCAGUAGGAGAUGUCGUGAUUAUCAAAACACCACAUACGCCGCCGACCGUUUGGCCAACAGGUCGCAUAACCGAGGUCCACCCAGGCAAAGACGACGUCGUCCGUGUGGUCACCCUAAAAACCGCAAAAGGAACUACCAAACGUCCGGCCGUUCAAUUGGUUAAACUCCCAACCGAUGCCUAACCCCGUUCCUC